Molecule: messenger RNA, 1862 nt
Organism: Oryza brachyantha (malo sina)
Lineage: Eukaryota; Viridiplantae; Streptophyta; Magnoliopsida; Poales; Poaceae
Exons: 5
Coding region: 153-1247 (364 amino acids)
Biological process (GO): regulation of DNA-templated transcription
Molecular function (GO): DNA-binding transcription factor activity
Source: RefSeq, a predicted model, not a curated record
UUCUCCAUUUAUCCGCUUCUUGCCCCUCUCUCUCCUCUCUCCUGAUGAACGACGCACUAAUCCUCUAAUCCGAGAUUAGGAGCCGAGGAAUCGAGGGCUGAGCUGAUUAGGGUCUUGCUGGAAGAGGCGGCUGAAUUGAGGGUGAGCACGCCAUGAUGGCGAACGCGAGGCUCCAGAAGCAGGCAUUGCUGCCGCCGCGGAGCCCGUUCCCGGCGGCGUCGCCGUCGCCGCAUGGCGAGCUCGGCCCGAUCGCGCGGCCGCGGGACGCGCCCCACCGGCACGGCCACCAGCGCACGUCGUCGGAGAGCGUCCUCAUCGACGAGCAGCCGUCGUGGCUGGACGACCUGCUCGACGAGCCCGAGGCGCCGGCGCGGCCGCACGGCCGCCCCGGGCACCGCAGGUCGUCCAGCGACUCCUUCACGCUGUUCGACGGCGGCAACACCGCCGCCGCCGCCGCGGCCGGCAUGUAUGACAAUGUGUUCGAUGGAAUGAGAGGAGGAAGAGGGCAUCAGGUUGGUUCUUGGGGCGGCGCGCCGGAGUUUUUCCCGGAGCAAGGCUCGUUUGGCCGGCCGCAAGGGCAGGGCCGGCCAUGGGAUUCCAGACAGAUGAUCCGGCAUGGCGGUGGCGGCGGAAUGCCGGUGCCGAUGAGGGAGAUGAAUGGUGGCCAUCUUGCUCCACCGAGCACAUUUGGUGAUCAUGGACAUGGUCCUUUGCCUAAUGGGGUGGACAGGAAAGGCCAUGGAGAUCCAGCUCAUGAUCAAAGGAUUGGAGCAGAGAGGAAAGAGGGUGCACAGCUAAGGCACUCCCAAUCUGAGGCAGACACCAAAAGAGCUAAACAGCAGUACGCUCAGAGGUCUCGUGUUAGAAAACUCCAAUAUAUUGCAGAGCUCGAGAGAAGAGUCCAAGCUUUACAGACAGAGGGUGUAGAAGUUUCUGCUGAGAUGGAUUUUCUUGGUCAACAAAAUAUCAUGUUAGACUUGGAGAAUAAAGCCUUGAAACAACGCCUUGAGAGUCUAACUCAGGAACACCUAAUUAAACGCUUCCAACAGGAGAUGUUUGAACGGGAAAUUGGUCGCCUCAGAUCAUUGUUUCAGCAACAGCAGCAUCCGCAGCAGAUACCACAGCAGCAGGCUCCUACCCACAGUCGCAGUAACAGCAGAGACCUGGAUUCACAAUUCGCAAACAUGUCUCUCAAACACGGCGAUCCCAGCCCAGGGCGUGAUGCUGUGCCAGGCCUACGCAUCUAAGAUUCUUUUUGCCCACCAGCUUAUGAUUCUGUGAGUUUCACAUAGCUUCGCUAUCCCGUCGUCAUACCACUAUUUGUGGCCAUUAGUUGCAUCAGGAGGGGAGCAGCGACGAUGAACCUGGAAUCACAUCCCAUGUUGAAUAGAGCUGGAAAGGCUAAAUAACCGUGGAUCCAAUUUUUAUUUCAUUUGGAAUGUGCACCUGACGGUCAUUCUCAUCUCAUAUCCAUUGCUGAUGCUGGACCAGUCGGAGGUGUUUAGGUUCUACCUGUAGGUUGAGGCUUUUCUCUAGUAUCAGUUUGAAACAAGGUUCUGAUUCAUUCAUUCAGUUCAGUCUUGUUUAUUUUGUUGUUACACGCCAAUGUGGUGCUUCUGUUAUAGUUUGGCAGCCGGCACACUAUGACAUGAACAGAAUGUGACAAGUGUUUGAGAUUCUGUUACAUUCUGGAGAACUGUAUGCAGCACAUUCAAUAAAAGCUUGGUGCUGAUGAAGCAUAUUGUAAUUCUCUGAUGUCUUUGAGCUGUGUAUUGAUAAUGAUAAAUGAUGGACCUCCUGUAAUGCCAAGUUGAGGUAAUUGGAAUGCAAUGGCAUCGCCGAUAGUGCACAUCGUGCUCAUA